AUGGCCUCCAAACUCCUCGCCCCUUCCCUGCGCGCUUUCCGCCAAACCUCACCCCUCCCACCUCUCCGCCCCUCCCGACCGUUCCGAUCCUCAGCUCGCCUGCAAGACGCGACCGCGACCGCUCUGCCCGUGCGGAAGCCCGUCGGUGCUUUCAGAGGAGGGAUGUUCGGCUUCCUGCUCGGGUCCACGCUCGCGGGCGCGGGGACCUAUUACUACAUCCUGGAGGAGUACAAGGUGUCGAACGAGCUGCUCACGGAGGAUAUCUAUGCUCUUCAAGCGGCGGUGCAGAAGAUCCAUGCGUAUGUCGCGACGCUGGAGGACAAGAUGGAGGCGAUGGAGAAGAAAAAGAAGUGA
This is a messenger RNA of Letharia columbiana, 354 nucleotides long. RefSeq lists its product as uncharacterized. The coding region runs from base 1 to 354 and encodes 117 amino acids. The transcript has 3 exons. The record is from RefSeq and is a predicted model, not a curated record. Lineage: Eukaryota; Fungi; Ascomycota; Lecanoromycetes; Lecanorales; Parmeliaceae.